AAGGGUCACCUUCUGUGGGAGGUGACCUACAGUAGGUGUCACACUGGUACACCUGCUGUCUUUAUAAAAUGACAGAGAUAUCAAUACUUGCACUCCCAGUGUAUCUUCAAUGUGUUGUGUCAAAGUGUAGAGGGGCUUUUCUGUGGCUACAUCAAUACAACACUACAUGUGCUCCAGACAAGCAAGUACAGCACUCCAGUGGACAAGUGUCAAAGUAUCCACAGGCGACCUGAGGAUGAGCCUGCACGUGUGGUGUAUGUUAGUCCUGUUUCUCUGUCCGAGCACUAAAGCGAUGGUUGUGGAUAAAACCACACCAGUAAGAUGGCAUUCAUAUCAGAUGGAAAAAGGACAAAACAUCAUCCGGAACCUCAAAAGGCAUUCAGAUGGGACGUUCAGCAGCGACUUCACCCACUAUUUAGAUAAGAUUAAGGCUAAAGAUUUUGUGGAUUGGCUGGCCAGCACCAAACGAGAAAGGUGUCAUGAAGACCUGCUCCACCUUGCAGCACAAGUUUGAAACAACCCAGAUUACAUGUAAUGUUUGUUUGAUGCUGCUUUCCAUCAUCCAGCACCAUAAAAGAAAAUGAAGCAUCUGCAGCGACAUAGGAAAUAUUGAUCAGUUUAUGUAUUCAGUUUAUUUUGAAAUGAAAGGUACAUUUUGCACAAAGUGAAGAAAAAUAAAGAUGUUGAAUUUCUUAUCUUAUUUUACUUGUUAUUUUUCAAAUGUCCGUCCACAGGCUUACUGUUAAUUUAAACGUAGUCAUGUUUAGAUAGCAUGUGACAGAGGAUGCAAGCUUUAAUUAUUGUUUUUUGCCUCUUAUUUUGAUUUUUGUUGUAGUAUGAAUAAACUAAGAUGCACGAUGAAAAGAAAUAACUUGAGACAAUCAAUUUAGGGUCUCUUUCUGAAUGUAUUGUGAUUUUAACUGUAUGCCUUGAUGUUGUGAUGCACACUAUU
Molecule: messenger RNA, 952 nt
Organism: Epinephelus moara (kelp grouper)
Lineage: Eukaryota; Metazoa; Chordata; Actinopteri; Perciformes; Serranidae
Product: glucagon-1-like
Exons: 4
Coding region: 167-514 (115 amino acids)
Biological process (GO): positive regulation of insulin secretion involved in cellular response to glucose stimulus; adenylate cyclase-modulating G protein-coupled receptor signaling pathway; negative regulation of apoptotic process
Cellular component (GO): extracellular region
Molecular function (GO): hormone activity; glucagon receptor binding
Source: RefSeq, a predicted model, not a curated record